Pichia kudriavzevii is the source of this 1863-nucleotide messenger RNA. RefSeq lists its product as uncharacterized. Gene Ontology annotation, molecular function: protein binding. Lineage: Eukaryota; Fungi; Ascomycota; Pichiomycetes; Pichiales; Pichiaceae. The transcript has a single exon. Gene Ontology annotation, cellular component: SCF ubiquitin ligase complex. Gene Ontology annotation, biological process: SCF-dependent proteasomal ubiquitin-dependent protein catabolic process. The record is from RefSeq and is a predicted model, not a curated record. Bases 1 to 1863 code for a protein of 620 amino acids.
AUGCCACCCAAUGAAAAUAUCUUCAAAGAAGGAGUUAAUUUAUUUAAACAGCAGCGUUAUGAAGAAUCUAUCACGAUUUUCAAGAACUUGGUGAAAGAAUACCAACUUGAAGAUCAGCCAGGAGAUACACAAAGGAAAAAUUUUGUGAAUCUCUUAGAUUGCUUGAGUGCCUCAUACUCCAAAGUACAGAAGCUUGAUAGAUCAAUAAAAUGUGCGGAGAAAAUGAUUGAUGUGGAUCCUUUUGGAUGCAAGGGAUAUCUACGGUUAGCUAAAGUUUAUAGGUUACAAGAUAGAGAGAACAAUGCUUAUGAAAUAUUAAAGCACGGAUAUCUUAAAAUAAAAGAGGAGAAAAUGAAACCACAAUAUACAUUAUUUAAUGAAACAUUGUAUAAGCAACUGAAGGAGGAAUUAAAACUUGCUAAGAAAAGAAAAGGUUUUAGGGAAAGAUCUUAUGAUCCAUUGAAGGAUUUUCCAGAUGAAAUCAUAGGUAUUAUAUUUUCUGAAUUUAGUCCAUAUUUUAAUUUGCAGUGCUUAAUAGUUUCAAAGCUUUGGUAUAAGCGACUAGUUUGUGUUCCUUAUAUUUUUAAUAACUGUCACUUGAAAAAGAAUAUCAGGAAACAAGAGUUUGAUAGAUUUUUAGGGUUCGUUAGUUUGGUAUCACCAGGUAGUCAUAAUUUUGUUAAAUCGAUUAAUAUUCAGCCUCAUAAAACAGUUGAACAAACUAUAAUAAACGAUAUAUUUAAACGUGAGAUCAAGGUUGAAAAUCUUUCUAUCGAAUUAGAAUCUUUAAACUUAUUUUCUUUAACGAGGAGUAUGAAAAAUAGUAAACUGGAACUGUCAUCUAUAAAGUCAUUAAGUAUAGAUCUUCCUAUAAUAACAAAUGAGAAUACCAGCAUUGAGGCUGUUUUAUCCAAAUGUCCUAAUGUUUCUAAGUUCGUUAUUAAAAUUCCCAAAUAUGAUUCUCGAUCACACGAUACACUAAAUACACCUAUUACUUUCCCUUCACUAACAUCUCUAACAAUUGUGGUAGAAAGGUCCAUGCAGAAACAUCAGUUAAAUAACGUCAUUAUAAAUAAUUUUCUUUUAAGGAAUGAUUUCCCAUCUUUGGAACAUCUUUCUUUUUCGAAAGUUAAUCUGUGCUUUGAGGUUUUUCAAAAAAUAAUAACGACCAAGUUAAAGACAAUUGAGCUUGAACUUGUCCCAAAUAUAUGUAUCAUAAGGCUAACCAAUCUGUUAAUUUCUCAAGUGGGGAACAAAGUUGAGGGAAGAUUAGAGGAACUUCGAAUAGUUGAAAAUGAUGUUACCAUGGAAGUACCAUCACCAAAUUGGGAACUAGAGCUUACCAAGUUCCAAGUGUAUAAAAAUUUGAAGACCUUAGUGCUACGACAUAGUCACGUUACACCAAAAUUACUUCUAGCUAUUUUGAUAUCUACUUCAUGUGAACUUGAAGAACUUCAUCUGAUUCUCAAUUCUAAUAUUGUAUUCGGUAGUAAUAGACCAUCUACAUCGAAUAGGCCGCUCUAUGGCUCUGUUGAUAUCAUUGAGUUAAUUGAAAAGAUCCCAAGGAUAAAACAGCUAUCUCUUGUUGGAUGUUUUGGAAUGGACAACACGGCGAUCAUUAGGAUGGCCAAACACAUAGCGAUAGGAAAUUUAUUUGGCCAUUUGAGUUACUUAAACUUAUCCCUAAACAAGAUUGACGGAAGGGGAAUUUUACAGCUACUGGGUAAGACACCAAAGUUGAAACUGGAGACCUUGGUUAUUAAUUUCACUAAAGUUGACGCUAAUACUGUCAGAUAUUUGAGAGAACUUCGAGUAUGUAAAAAAAUUGAAUAUAAGAUGGAUGAUCGGGUGUCUCUUCUCUAA